AUGUAUAUCCCGCUUGAUCAUCGUCGGGGCGGCGGCGGCGGCGGCGGCGGCGGGCGGCCCGGCCCCGUAUCAGAGAUCGAGCACGUCCUCUUCUUCGCGGACCACCAAGACGCCUCACCGCCCGCGACACGACGACAUCGACAACGAGCAGCAGAUAAUGAUGACGAAACCGCGAGGGCCGUCCUCUUGCCCCGCCAGUUCUCCAGCAACCCGAGCGACAACACAAACAUCCAGAUCGGCGUCGUCGUCGGCAUCGUGCUCGGCGCCUUCAUCAUAGGCCUCUGCGUCUUCCUCUACAUGUACCGCCACACCAUCCGCUUCCGACACCGACACCGCCGCCGGGGCGUCCGCAAGGCGUCGAGCAGCAAGAGCUCCAAGAGCUCCGACGCCGAGGCGCCGCCUCCGCCCGCCAACGCCCCGCCGCCACCGGAUGCGCCGCCGCCGGCGGAGGGAGCUUGA
Molecule: messenger RNA, 459 nt
Organism: Purpureocillium takamizusanense
Lineage: Eukaryota; Fungi; Ascomycota; Sordariomycetes; Hypocreales; Ophiocordycipitaceae
Exons: 1
Coding region: 1-459 (152 amino acids)
Source: RefSeq, a predicted model, not a curated record